CCUCAACCUCGGUAGUCCUUCUCCCACCUACUCUCACUCCUUACCAACUAUCACAAUUGACUGACCAGCUAUUCGACCAGCUGCUCUCAAUAAUUUGGAGCGCCUGUAUAAUUCACAUUGGUUGUAUCGAGUGCUAUUCCAGGCCGUCUGGCCUGAACCUCGCGUUGACAUCAUGUGGAAGCCGUCGGAGAGUCUGAUGAACACCAUCAGACAUUAUGCCAGCUUCCCUGCUACUGGUGUCUCUCUCCGGCAGAUGGUGCAGUUUGGAGAUAGGCCCUCCACAGGCACCCUCUUUCGCGCCUCACAGUUCCUUUCCGAAGAACUCCCAAUACGUCUCGCCCAUCGGGUCCAGGAUCUUGGAGAACUUCCAGAUGGUCUCAGUGAAAUGCCAUCUAUCAAGAAGGUCCAGGACUGGUACGCACAGUCGUUCGAGGAGAUCAUCAACCUCCCUCGACCAACUCUGACCCAGGAAGUCAAAACUCGUCUGCUUCGUCCGGGGAGGCUCAACGGAGGCCCUUCGAGGAUCCUCUCCGAAACAACACAGAACCCUAGCAUCCGUGAAGGACAAUACCGCUCGUCUCCCUCGUCCCUGUUGAACGGCAACGGCAACGGCAAAGGCGCCGCCGUGGGCCGAAGAUACUAUGCUCCUUCUGAUGACCAUGGAGAUUGGCCCCCGGAACUGAAUGAUUACAAUGAACGCUUCGCCAAGACUUUGCAGCAUAUCAAGCGGAGACACGACAGUGUUGUCACUACCGUGGCUCAAGGUAUCCUUGAAUGGAAACGAAAGCGCCAACGUCUGCAGAUUGAUUCCACCGUACAGUCCUUCCUCGAUCGGUUUUACAUGUCCCGGAUUGGUAUACGAAUGUUGAUCGGUCAACAUAUCGCUUUAACGGAACAAACGCAUGUGCGACAACCAAACUAUGUCGGUAUCAUCUGUACGAAAACCAAUGUGCGCGAGGUAGCCCUUGAGGCUAUCGACAACGCUCGCUUCGUCUGUGAGGAUUACUAUGGUCUCUUUGAUGCACCCAAAGUGCAACUUGUCUGCAAGGAAGAUCUGAACUUCAUGUAUGUUCCGGGUCACUUGUCCCAUAUGCUCUUUGAAACCCUGAAGAACUCCUUGCGUGCUGUCGUGGAAGCCCACGGCGCAGACAAGGAUGCCUUCCCGGUCACCAAGGUCAUCAUCGCAGAGGGCAAAGAAGACAUUACUAUCAAGAUUUCCGACGAAGGUGGUGGCAUCCCUCGCUCCGCCAUCCCCUUGGUCUGGACGUACAUGUACACUACCGUAGAGCAAACUCCUAGCCUGGAUCCCGACUUUGACAAGAGUGACUUCAAGGCUCCCAUGGCCGGUUUUGGUUACGGUCUGCCGAUUAGUCGACUGUAUGCUCGCUACUUUGGUGGCGAUCUGAAGCUGAUCAGUAUGGAAGGAUAUGGCACUGACGUCUAUCUCCAUCUCAACCGGCUCUCUUCGAGCUCGGAGCCCCUGCAAUGACAAUUACCAGUCAUGAGGGAUGGUCGUGUCCGAUUCUCCACUUCCCACCGACUGCAUCCUUUCUACACAGAACCGGAUCCGCCACCAUCCCAAGGAUUGACGCCGAUGAACAUUCAAAGCGCGCGGAUGCGCAAUCGGGAAGUUUCCGAACG
Messenger RNA from Aspergillus eucalypticola CBS 122712, 1641 nucleotides. RefSeq names its product PDK/BCKDK family protein kinase. Gene Ontology annotation, cellular component: mitochondrion. Gene Ontology annotation, molecular function: pyruvate dehydrogenase (acetyl-transferring) kinase activity. Gene Ontology annotation, biological process: protein phosphorylation; regulation of glucose metabolic process. The record is from RefSeq and is a predicted model, not a curated record. Lineage: Eukaryota; Fungi; Ascomycota; Eurotiomycetes; Eurotiales; Aspergillaceae. The transcript is spliced from 4 exons. Bases 173 to 1489 code for a protein of 438 amino acids.